This is a messenger RNA of Neodiprion fabricii, 771 nucleotides long. RefSeq names its product bis(5'-nucleosyl)-tetraphosphatase [asymmetrical] (gene Apf). Gene Ontology annotation, molecular function: bis(5'-nucleosyl)-tetraphosphatase (asymmetrical) activity. Lineage: Eukaryota; Metazoa; Arthropoda; Insecta; Hymenoptera; Diprionidae. Gene Ontology annotation, biological process: ATP biosynthetic process; AMP biosynthetic process. The coding region runs from base 308 to 736 and encodes 142 amino acids. The transcript is spliced from 2 exons. The record is from RefSeq and is a predicted model, not a curated record.
CCCUAUUGUAUAAUAGAGAUCAGUGUAGUCGUGACGCUGCUGCAGUCGGUCAUAACCAUAAUCAAUGUAACUUGAACUUUAUUUUAAUGAGCGCCGUGGCCUGAUUCUCAUUCUCUUUUCACCAGUGAAAACUGACAAACGCGAUAUAGACCAGCAGGAAGCAGCUUUAAACCUGCUCUGAACGGAAAAUCCUCUUUUAGUCGGUGAAGCUUGCAUGCAUACGUGCAUGUAUAAGCAAUCUAAUUUUCAGAAACAGUGGAACCACUGAUAUAUAGUGUAGUUAUAUAUCAGUGAGUGAAACACGGGGAUGGCGCCGCCACGAGCCUGCGGUUUCGUGAUAUUUCGUAGGUUUUUCGGACAAGUUGAGUAUUUAUUGAUGCAGACAUCGUACGGAAUUCAUCACUGGACUCCCCCGAAAGGUCACGUGGAUCCUGGUGAAACAGAUUUACAAACCGCCUUGCGUGAGACCGAAGAAGAGGCUGGUUUGUCGCGCGAGGAUUUGAAAAUAUUUGACAACGCUAGACAAGAGCUUGUUUACAACGUUAAUGAUAAACCAAAAACAGUUAUUUAUUGGCUUGCCGAGCUGAUAAACAGAAAUAAGGACGCCAGACUAUCAUCCGAGCAUCAGGAAUUCCGAUGGCUUUGUCUCCAAGAUGCGUGUCGAUUGGCGGGAUACGAAGAAAUGCAAAACACCCUGAAAUACUUUGACAGAUAUAUCGUAGAGAAUGAACUGUAAUAAUUAACAUAUAAAAAUAAAUAAUUUUUUCCGCA